AUGAGCGACGACGUGGUAUGGCACUGCAUCCGCCACGGCCACUGCAGCUUCAGGGCCAAGAUCGAAACGGGCAUCUUCUGCCGGAGCCCCUACAACGCUACGGGCAUCUGCAACCGGAGUUCAUGCCCCCUCGCCAACAGCCGCUAUGCCACCAUACGCGAUCACGAUGUUAUUUUUUACUUGUACAUGAAAACUGCUGAAAGAGCUCAUCUACCAACUAAACUGUGGGAGAGCGUUAAAUUGCCAAGGAACUACGAGAAAGCAAUAGAAGUUAUCAACAAGCAUCUUGAAUUUUGGCCAAAGUUACUUGUGCAUAAAAUCAAGCAGCGCCUAACAAAAAUGACUCAGUAUCGAAUAAGAAUGAGGAAACUUCAUCUGAAAGUGAGGGAGAAGUUAAUGACUGUACCCAGGAAAAAGACUAAGAUUGAUAUCAACAAAGAGAUGAAAGCUGAGAUAGCUGCACAAAUUGAUAAGUGUAUUCAAACUGAAUUACUCGAACGUCUGAAGAAUGGUUGCUACAGUAAAAUACACAGCUAUCCCUUCGAUGAUUUUGAUAAUAUUGUGAAACUAGAUGAAGAUCAUGAUGUUCAUGUCUUAGAGGACGAAGAGGAAAAUAAGAUAGAGUACAUUGAAGCUGAUGAGAUCGAAACGGAGAUGGAUGACAUGGAGGACUUUGAAGGCCUUCUUAAAGGCCAAAAGCGGUACUUUAACAUUAGGAAUAAGUUCUUCCUUUUUGCAGGUUACACAGAUACAGAUCUUGAUCAUCUUGUAGACGAGCAAGUAGCAAAGAAACAAAAGAGAGCACAGAUUGGGAGAAGGUCUACGAAGGUUAUGAGUGAGGGAACUUUCAGUUUCCAUAAUAACCAUUCUUGA
Messenger RNA from Miscanthus lutarioriparius, 873 nucleotides. The record is from the annotation of a GenBank genome assembly. NCBI's taxonomy places the organism in Eukaryota, Viridiplantae, Streptophyta, Magnoliopsida, Poales, Poaceae.